GGGGGAUGGGGACGGGAAAAACGCUGCGCGUGUUGGUCCGCAACAAGUUCGUCGCCGCGAGGAUGGUUGCGCCCGAACACACCACGGGCCGGCACAUCCUACCGGGGCUGGACUUUGAGAUGUGCGCGCACAGCCGCUGCCUGCUUCCAGAUAUCCACGUCACCGCGCCCAUGGCGUACCUCGAAGGGUUCACAGAGGCAGGUCCGCUGGACGUGGUUCUCAGCCCUGUGGGGCGGGAGCCCGUGGACGCCGUCUCGGCGUCGUGUUACUACUGUCCAAUGGAUUUCAGGGUCACGGUCACAAGGGCGAGAGACAGGAUACAUCGCAAAGUGGUUGUGGUGCUGUGGAGGGACCUUGGGCCCCUUGGGGCUCCGCUGCCGCUGAUUCAGACUUUGCAUGCAGUGCAGUGGCCAACGCCCAUGUAUGCUGGCUUUCGGCAGCGCGAUUAUGGAAAUCUCUUUGGGCCGCCAGGGAGUAUCAGGAUGAUGUACGAGUCGGCAGAGUUUGAGGAGGUCCAUCCUUGGCGGUCACUACGGACUUGGGACCGCUCCAGGCGAAACGGUGACUAGCAAUCCUUGAGAACAGGAAUGCUUCAUUUGCUUCAAAGCGUGAAGUCGGUAGUCUCCUGCGUGUCCAUCGUAGGCGUGUGGA
Messenger RNA from Microdochium trichocladiopsis, 651 nucleotides. RefSeq lists its product as uncharacterized. The record is from RefSeq and is a predicted model, not a curated record. The coding region runs from base 63 to 569 and encodes 168 amino acids. The transcript has a single exon. NCBI's taxonomy places the organism in Eukaryota, Fungi, Ascomycota, Sordariomycetes, Xylariales, Microdochiaceae.